UACUUACGCAUCCCUGGUGUCGCUUCCUCAAAUCUUGAUUCGUAUCCGUAUGAGCGAAAAGCUGCAAUAAGCCGCACGCAUAUUCUGUAAGAUAUUAUUAUAAAUGCACAUAAAAAAAUAGUUCAGCUGCAUUUUAUAAGAUGGGUAUCCUAGAAAAAAUAUCCGAAAUUGAAAAGGAGAUCGCUCGAACGCAAAAAAAUAAAGCUACGGAAUAUCAUCUUGGUCUUCUAAAAGCGAAGCUUGCAAAGUACCGAUCUCAGCUUCUAGAACCGUCGAAAAAGAGCGAAAAGGGAGAAGGAUUCGACGUUUUAAAAUCAGGAGAUGCAAGAGUCGCUCUUAUAGGGUUUCCUUCCGUCGGUAAAUCCACAUUACUGAGUACAUUAACCCACACAGAAUCAGAAGCUGCUUCUUACGAAUUUACAACUCUGACCUGCAUUCCUGGAGUUAUCGAAUACAAGGGUGCAAAUAUUCAGCUUCUCGAUUUGCCAGGAAUUAUCGAAGGAGCUUCUCAGGGAAAAGGUAGAGGAAGACAGGUAAUCGCUGUUGCCAGAACAGCAGACCUGGUGCUCAUGAUGUUGGAUGCAACAAAACAAGACGUGCAGCGACAACUCUUAGAAAGGGAGUUGGAAUCUGUCGGGAUUAGAUUGAACAAGCAGAAGCCGAAUAUAUAUUUUAAAAUUAAGAAAGGCGGUGGCCUGUCUUUCAAUUCGACCUGCCCUUUGACCAAAUGUGACGAGAAAUUGGUUCAACUGAUUCUGCACGAGUACAAAAUCUUCAAUGCUGAAGUUCUCUUUCGCGAUGAUUGCACUGCUGAUGAAUUGAUCGAUGUCAUUAAUGCCAAUCGAGUUUAUCUCCCGUGCCUUUAUGUAUAUAACAAAAUAGAUCAGAUCUCGAUAGAAGAAGUCGACAGAAUCGCUAGACAGGCUAACAGCAUCGUAGUUAGUUGUAACAUGAAGCUUAACCUGGACUAUCUUUUGGAUACCUUGUGGGAAUACUUGUCUCUCAUAAGGGUAUAUACGAAAAAACCAGGGCAACCUCCCGAUUUCGAUGACGGAUUGAUUCUUCGAAGGGGAGUCACGGUCGAACAUGUCUGUCAUGCCAUUCACCGAACUUUAGCGCAGCAGUUUAAAUACGCACUUGUAUGGGGUACAAGUACGAAGUAUUCACCUCAAAGGGUAGGAGUACAACACAUUAUGCAUGAUGAGGACGUCAUACAGGUGCUAAAGAAAUAAAAUUUGGAACUAUCAAACGGAUAUGAAAAGGUCGUUAAUAAAUUUGACUUACAUUAUAUGAUUAAUAUAGCAACUUGUACAUUUUAUAAACAAUAUAACUUGUCUCGAUAAACCUA
Belonocnema kinseyi is the source of this 1348-nucleotide messenger RNA. RefSeq names its product developmentally-regulated GTP-binding protein 2. Gene Ontology annotation, molecular function: GTP binding; GTPase activity. NCBI's taxonomy places the organism in Eukaryota, Metazoa, Arthropoda, Insecta, Hymenoptera, Cynipidae. The transcript has 5 exons. Gene Ontology annotation, cellular component: cytoplasm. The record is from RefSeq and is a predicted model, not a curated record. Gene Ontology annotation, biological process: cytoplasmic translation. The coding region runs from base 141 to 1232 and encodes 363 amino acids.